AUGAAAACUAGCCGCUGGAGACUUAAUGGUGAGGAUCUUGGCCAAAUGAAUGUAGCUGAUGUUCUUCUUGUAUCUGGACGGUUUGAGAGGACAGCAGCGUGGCUACGUGCAGAGAGUCACUGGGAAGAUCGUGACAAUGAAAGGUAUGUUGACAACUUCAAAAGGAAAUUUGCAGAUCAGGAGUUCAAUGCAAUAAAAAGAAGAUGCAAUGGGCUCCAAAGCCAGAAAUGUUCCUGUAUCGUUGCGGUAAAGAAGGAAGAGAAGCACAUUAAACGUUCUGUAAUCAAAAGUGUGGUUGGGACGCUUGAUUUGAACAUUCGUUUUUUCUUGCAAGGAGAGACCUUUCCUGGGGAAAAGGUGAAGUCUCAAUUGUUCUGCACCAUUAACCGGGAAGGUUCAAAUAGGUAUGGUUAUAUUGCUAAUCUAUGUGUUGCCAAAUCAGCACGCCGCCAGGGUAUUGCUUGCAACAUGUUACGUUUCGCUGUCGAAUCAGCCAGAUUGAGUGGAGUUGAGCAAGUAUAUGUUCAUGUACAUAGAAACAAUUUAGUUGCUCAAGAACUAUACCAGAAGACUGGUUUCGAGGUCGUUGAAAUGGGACAGUUUGAAUCAUCAGAUGAUACAUACUUGCUCCAGUACACAAGAUGAUGACUCACAAGAAACGAUGCGUGUUGUCUCUUUUCCCUUUCUUUACUUUUUAUUUCGGAGGAUGGGAUAAUUGAACCAAAACGCAGAAAAGUGAUUAUUAAUAUGUUUGUAUCAUGCAAUGUCUAAAAAUGGAAUGUAUGUAGUAACUCAAAAUUUCAUGUACGAUUGUUGUGGAUAAAUUUACAUUAAGAUUUGGAUUGAAA
Messenger RNA from Raphanus sativus (radish), 848 nucleotides. RefSeq lists its product as uncharacterized. Gene Ontology annotation, molecular function: acyltransferase activity, transferring groups other than amino-acyl groups. The record is from RefSeq and is a predicted model, not a curated record. The transcript is spliced from 8 exons. NCBI's taxonomy places the organism in Eukaryota, Viridiplantae, Streptophyta, Magnoliopsida, Brassicales, Brassicaceae. The coding region runs from base 1 to 645 and encodes 214 amino acids.